GUUCAAAAACAUCUGGACAAUUCUCUCUCUCUCUCUCUCUCUCUCUCUCUCUCUCUCUCUAACACACACACAGACACACAUUUGGUCCUGGAGAAUGCAAAUGGAGACUUCCUUUGCUAAUUUUCACACCCGGAAAAUUCAAAUGGAGAAUGCACUCGAAACCCCUCCUAAAGCACCAACUCGCUCCGAGAACAACGAUUUUGACUCCAAAACACCAACUCAAAAUCAUCGAACCGAUCAAAAGCUGCAAAACUCCGGCAACAAUUCUCCUAUCAUAACCGGCUCUGCUCCUUACCGCCUCAACGUCCCCAAGCCAUUCAAAUACCCCGAAAGGUACACUAGCCCAACUGAUCAAAUGAUGUCGCCUAUUUCGAAAGGCCUCCUUGCUAGAAGCAGGAAAAAACCAGGGAUGCUCUUGCCUCCUUCUAAAAAUCAAACCAAGAUUCAGGAGUUGACUGUUCAGGAGGUGGGUCUUUCUCAGACUUGAAGCUUUUACAAAUGGUUCUUGAUUUGAUCAAUUUAAGAAGUUCUCAGGAGAUGUACAUGUGUUGCCGUGUAGCUUGUUUCUCCUUUUCAUGGAAGUUUAUUGUAUUCCAUGAGCAUCUUUUGUUUCACAAUUUACUGAUAAAAAAAGAAAAAGAAAAAAGAAAAUCGUUUGUUUCACAA
Rhododendron vialii is the source of this 666-nucleotide messenger RNA. RefSeq lists its product as uncharacterized. The record is from RefSeq and is a predicted model, not a curated record. The coding region runs from base 95 to 487 and encodes 130 amino acids. Lineage: Eukaryota; Viridiplantae; Streptophyta; Magnoliopsida; Ericales; Ericaceae. The transcript has 3 exons.